This is a messenger RNA of Pseudozyma hubeiensis SY62, 1890 nucleotides long. RefSeq names its product xylulokinase. NCBI's taxonomy places the organism in Eukaryota, Fungi, Basidiomycota, Ustilaginomycetes, Ustilaginales, Ustilaginaceae. Gene Ontology annotation, biological process: xylulose metabolic process; D-xylose metabolic process. The coding region runs from base 1 to 1890 and encodes 629 amino acids. The record is from RefSeq and is a predicted model, not a curated record. Gene Ontology annotation, cellular component: cytosol. Gene Ontology annotation, molecular function: D-xylulokinase activity. The transcript has a single exon.
AUGAAUGGAGCUUCACCCCUUUUCCUCGGCCUCGACGCGAGCACGCAGGCGCUCAAGGCAUCUUUGCUCGAUGCUGACCUCAACGUCCUCUCGGAGCUCGAAGUGCGCUUCGACCGCGACCUCCCUCAUUACAACACAAGCGGCGGUGUGUCGGCUCCCACCUCCGGCGACGACCAGGGCACCGUGGUGGCACCCGUCAUGAUGUACGUCGAGUCGAUCGACCUGCUCGCCGAACGAAUGCGAUCCGCCUCCUGGCCCGUCUCCCGUAUCCGCGCGGUCUCCGCUGCGGGUCAGCAGCAUGCUUCGGUCUACUUUUCUCGCGCCGCACCCCGCAUCUUUACCACUCUCUCCUCCCAAAAGUCGCUGACCGAGCAGGUCGAGCAAGCCUUCAGCAGAAAAGUCGUACCCAACUGGCAGGACUCUUCCACCGUCGAAGCUUGCAAGGCGUACGAGAAGGCAGUCGGCGGAGCAGACGAGCUGGCCAAAGUCACGGGCUCGAAAGCGCACACCAGGUUCACAGGUCCACAGAUCUACAAGUUCAGGACCCAGCAGCCGGAAGCGUACAAGGAUACAGAGAGGAUCGGCCUCGUGUCCAGCUUUAUCACCACCAUGUUGUGCGUCGGAGAAGGAGAAGACGAAAGGACGGCGAUCAAGGGUAUUGAUGAAUCCGAUGCUUGUGGUAUGAACUUGCUCGACAUGCGACCUUCGUCCUCCAACCCUAAUGCGGAAGCCAGAGGCAAGCUCGAGCCAGGUUGGAACCAGACCCUGCUAGCGCUCACAUCCGGCGAAAGCGAAGGUGCAGACUCAUCCCUAGGAGGAGCUUCUGAGUUGGAGAGGAAGCUCGGUGUCAUUUACCGCGAUGCAGGUGCACCCGUCGGUAAGAUCGGCAGCUGGUGGACGCAAAAGUACGGAUUCAGCCCAGACUGCCAGGUCUUCCCCGGAACAGGCGACAACCCUGCCACCUUCCUCGCCUUCAGCUUGGCAGAGCGUCAAGCGAUCAUCAGCUUGGGAACCUCGGACACCGUCAUGGUACCCACGCAUCAGUACGUCCCCGACCCGGACUUCCACGCCUUCUUCCACCCGGCCAAACUACCUUCCAGCGGGGACGCCUUUUUCAACAUGCUCGUCUACAAGUCCGGCAGCUUGGCGCGAGAAUGGAUCCGUGAUCAGUACUGCAGCAGCAACUGGGAUACCUUCAACGCCGAUGUCGACAAACACAAGCUCGAGCGAGGAAAGGAGCAGAGGACUGGGUUCUACUGGCUGAGACCCGAGAUCAUUCCUUCUGGAGCAUCCGGUAUUCAUCGAUACACCAAGCAGGCCGCCGAGGGUGAAUGGCAAAAGGUGCAAGAUUUCAGCGAGCCGGGCAUGAAUGCGAGCAGCAUCCUCGAGACGCAAAUGCUCAACUACCGAUACCGCUCGUCAUCGAUCGUCGCCGGUCCCGCUGCAUCCUCGUCCUCGACUGUCGACACGAGCAAGCUGCCACUCGAAGCGAUCUACGCUGUCGGCGGUGCUUCUUCCAACCCGACCAUCACACAAACCAUGGCAGACGUCUUUGGCUGCGACAUCGUCAAGCCAGUACAGCCUGCUGAAGAUGGGAAGGGAUGGACCCCCGCCAACUACAACUUUUGCUCGGUAGGUGCUGCCUACAAAGCGGUUUGGGGCUGGAGUCGAUUGCAAUUGACGGCGAGCGAAAAAGUGCCCGAAUUUGACGAGUUUGUACACGCGACCAAGUCCAAGCAGGCGAAACGAGCUGGGUUGGCAGGUGCAGCGGACGAGGUCGAGGGUGGUGUGCAGGUGAUUUGCCGACCAGAGGAAGGUAGGACACAGGUGUACACGGACGUGAUUGGCGAAUGGAAGCAGCUCGAGGAAAGGGCCCAAAAAGAGCAAUAA